Messenger RNA from Rubroshorea leprosula, 1536 nucleotides. The record is from the annotation of a GenBank genome assembly. Lineage: Eukaryota; Viridiplantae; Streptophyta; Magnoliopsida; Malvales; Dipterocarpaceae.
ACACAGUGCUCUUAUUUCUCUCUGUCUUCGUCUUCAAAUUCAAUGAAUUUUGAUUUCUCUCCAUCCCCAAUUCCCUUCACCUCUGAAUUCUUCUCAUUUCCUCCGUUGAAUUAAGCUUCAAUCGGACACAAAACAGCGCCGGAAAUCCCCUCCCUGAAGUCAAAAUUUUCAAUCCAUCUUCUCUUUGUUUUUGAAUGUUUCUUUUGUUUUCAAUCCGUCAAUCGGAAUCCAUUGUUUUUUUCUUCAAUUCUGUUCUUAAAUCGAAAUUGAGAUACAACUGAGGAGUUACCGAUAAAUGGUGUUUCACUCCAUCGCACGCUGGAGACAACGACAACUACAAGUAACAAAGACCAAAGAGUUUCACCAAUGGCUUCUUCAACAAUGAAAUCGCAGCCGCUUCAUAACUUCUCGUUACCUGAUUUAAAAUGGGCUAUGAAUCAACCGAACAACCACCGGUUCAGAAAGCCUGCUACACAGGAAGCUGAUUCCGAUUCUGAGAGUAGGAGGAAGGAUCAAGUGUUGGAAGCUGGGAAGAGUGGAGCCGCUUCGUCUUCGUCGGGACACAAGUCUGAAAAAAUCGAGAUGCAGAAAGCGGGUAACGGUUCGGAUUCUGUGGCUGAGAGCUCGGAGAAUAAAUCCACUGCCCCUAGUGGUAGAUCGAAGAUCUUGAUACGUCUCCGAACGAAGAGCCAGAAGCCUGCCGAGGAGGUUGCAGAUGCUGGAGCUCAGAACUUGAAUGCUGAAGAGACUGAGGAGCUGGUGGGUAAGACGUGGAAUCUGAGGCCAAGGAGGCUGGCUCCUAAAGCCUCGAAUGCAGGUGUUGGUGGAGUAAAGAUUGCUGGACCAGCAGCUCAGGCGAUCAAAACUCAAAGGCAGGGAGUGACUCGCUCUAGGAAUCCAACGGAGGGGAAAGCUGCCAAGAAGAAGGAGAAGAAGCUGAAGUUCUCAAUUUCGCUGUCAAGAGAGGAAAUUGAAGAAGAUAUAUUCUCCAUGACUGGGUCCAGGCCCUCUAGGAGGCCGAAGAAGAGAGCCAAGAAUGUUCAGAAACAACUCGAUUGCGUGUUCCCUGGCCUGUGGUUACCUUCCAUAACUUGUGAUUCAUACAGGGUACCUGAUGCUCCUGCAAAGGUUUAAUUUUUGAUUAUUUGAUUUCCUUCUCUUCUUUGAUUGUUUUAUUAAUUUGUUUCCCUCAACUAAUUCGUUUUCUAUGCUGUUUUCUUGACUUUUUGAUGUAAAGAAGGGUAAGAGUUAUCUGCUUGCAGGGUUAGACUAGACUGAUACCAAGCUGCAAAAGAGGGGGUUACUGAUGAGUCUCUCGACCUGCAGCUGAAAGAAAAGCAUGUAGAGAUAAAAGGGUAACAAAUGUAUGUUGUUUUUGUGCCUUUUUCCUCUAAUCUGUCAGGGACUUAGUGGAAUGGUGGGAGAGUUAGCUUAUAAACCUUGUUAUGAGUAGUUGCAGAUGUACAUAUGACUUUUCAGUUUGUUGAAAACAGUUGAAAGUUUUCAGUUCCUGAGAAAUGAAAAUGCUUUUCAAUG